UAUGAUUGGAUGUCCAACUAUAUGAAGCGAAAAUUGGAUGGCUGUUAGUCGUUAUAUCUGCUGCAACUGCAAAUUCGAUCUCUCUCAGAGCCACGUACCUGUCCGUCAAAUUCCCGAACUGUCGCCGGCGUUGUGAGUGGACGUCUGAGCUAUGGUGGCGUGUGCGGUACUCCUCCCACCUCCAUACAACCCCUCUCUCUCGACUCCCCACUCUCCUUUCUUACAACCUCUUCGACUCGCGAGGGGUGCUUCCAGCCUCCAUGCCCAGCCGAUCUCAUUUCGUGCAAAACGACUGUCCGUUUUGGCGACGACGCGUGCGCUAGACGCGCUUCUCUUUGACUGCGAUGGCGUUAUGCUGGAGUCCGAGCAUCUCCACCUGCAGGCCUAUAAUGAUGCUUUCUCUCACUUCAAUGUAUGUUCCCCUUUUUGUCCAUCUCAGCCACUCUCUUGGGAUGUCCAGUUCUACGAUGAUCUCCAGAACCGAAUCGGCGGUGGAAAACCCAAAAUGAGAUGGUAUUUUAACGAGCAUGGAUGGCCGACGUCUACAAUCUUUGGUAAGCCGCCGGAAGAUGAUGCCGAUAGAGCAAAGCUGAUUGAUAUUCUUCAAGAGUGGAAGACUGAAAGAUACCAGCAGAUAAUCAAAUCUGGAAAGAUUGAACCUAGACCUGGUGUUCUGCGAUUGAUGGAUGAGGCCAAGGCUGCGGGAAAGAAACUGGCUGUUUGCUCUGCUUCAACUAAAAGUUCAGUCAUACUUACUAUGGAAAAUAUUAUUGGAAUUGAUCGAUUCCACGGCCUUGACUGCUUUCUGGCAGGUGAUGAUGUGAUGGAAAAAAAGCCCCAUCCUUCAAUAUAUAUAACAGCUGCCAAGUAUUAUCUUGCAGCGGCUUGGUGUGCCCAGAAUAAAUUGUUUGGUGGUAGAGGAUAGUGUCAUCGGACUCCAGGCUGCAACAAGAGCAGGGAUGUCAUGUGUGAUCACUUAUACUUCAUCUACCGCUAAUCAGGAUUUCAAAGCAGCCAUUGCAAAAUAUCCAGACUUGAGUAAUGUUAGAUUGAAGGACUUGUUAGACUUGAUUGCUGCUACAAGAUGAUGUUUCUAUGAAGUAGGAAGACCAUCAGAAGAAUCACAUUAUGAGCCAAAGUGGUUGGUUACUUGGUCUUGUUGCAUGAUGUUUGGUUGGGCAAGAUUGCAAGAAUUGGAAUAGAAGCUUGGCAAGUAGUAGUGAUAUAGUUUGGUUGCAAUGGAGGGUGCCUAGGCUGAGUAAUUGUUAAUAUUAGAAAGCAAUUCCUUCUUUUAUUCAAAUAAAGUGGAAAGUGGAUCAAACCAUUGAAAAACCAUUCGAAAAGGAAGCAAAGCACGAAAUGCACUUUGUCAAGGGUUUAAAGUAAUUAAGAGAGUUUUUAAUACACUGAAAUUUGUUUCGACUCAACGGUAAUUUCUUCUCAUUUUUUAAAGGAUACAAAAAUU
Messenger RNA from Cuscuta epithymum, 1465 nucleotides. Lineage: Eukaryota; Viridiplantae; Streptophyta; Magnoliopsida; Solanales; Convolvulaceae. The record is from the annotation of a GenBank genome assembly.